Molecule: messenger RNA, 810 nt
Organism: Sporisorium graminicola
Lineage: Eukaryota; Fungi; Basidiomycota; Ustilaginomycetes; Ustilaginales; Ustilaginaceae
Exons: 3
Coding region: 1-810 (269 amino acids)
Biological process (GO): RNA methylation
Cellular component (GO): mitochondrion
Molecular function (GO): rRNA (uridine-2'-O-ribose)-methyltransferase activity
Source: RefSeq, a predicted model, not a curated record
AUGCAACGACAAAAGGCCGACGUCUACGUCAAGCAACGGUCUCGCUCUAUUAGCCCUAAGAAGCAGGGUUUGGUGGAAGAUGAAGAAUUCUCGGCAUCAUCAAGUGACUAUGUAGCCCGGUCGGCAUUCAAGCUCUUGCAGCUGGACGAUCGGUACAGGUUUUUGCGGCCUGGACGCGUGAUCGUAGACCUAGGUGCUGCGCCUGGGGGAUGGAGUCAAGCGAUUGUCAAGCGUACGCGUAGCAGGUCGAUUGGAAAAGCGGGUGGAACGAGGAUUAUACCGCUCGUGUUCGCUCUGGAUCUGUUGCCGGUUGUGGAGAUCGAGGGUGUCACAUCGAUCCAAGGCGACUUUUUGGACGGUGCAACGCAGGACAAGCUGAGGAAGCUGGUGUCGGAGGCAGCGCUGGGUGUUGGAACCAAUGAGGAUGACCUAAAGCAGGCAGAUGGGUUCGUCAAUGUUGUCGUCAGCGAUAUGAUGGCAAACACGACGGGCAAUCCGAUCGUGGAUACCGAAGCAUCUUUGGAGCUUUGCCGUGCAGCAACGAGCUUUGCCGUUCAGACACUCAAGCGCGACGACCUUGACCUCAAGCAGAAGCAGAACCCGGAACGAAGAACAGCAAACUCGCUUGCCUCGACCUGCUCUGUACUCGUGAUGAAGUACUUCAUGUCGCAAGAAGCCGACCUGUUUCGCAAAGAGGUGCUGCAGAAGUACUUUCAUUUCGUCAAGGCCGAAAAGAUGGAUGCAAGCCGCAAAGAGUCCAGAGAGCAGUUCUGGGUUUGUAUUGGUUUCAAAGGUCACCUACAAGAAUAG